Molecule: messenger RNA, 1569 nt
Organism: Amphibalanus amphitrite
Lineage: Eukaryota; Metazoa; Arthropoda; Thecostraca; Balanomorpha; Balanidae
Exons: 3
Coding region: 55-366 (103 amino acids)
Source: RefSeq, a predicted model, not a curated record
AGCAGAGGCGGAGGGGGGACCGCGUGUGACCUGUGGGCAGCUGGGACCGGAGCCAUGCACCACCGCACAGAGGGACAGACGCGAUGGCGGUGUCGAAGCCUGUCGCCGCCGCCGCUGUCGCCGCUUCUGCCGCGGUCGUCGCCGCUGAUGAUGCUGCCGCUGAUGCUACUGAUGGUGCUGCUGAUGGUGAUGUCGGUGGCGCUGCCGGCAGCGCAGGCCGCUGCUGUUCCCAACAUCCAGACGGAAGGAACCACGGCACCAGGUCUGUGGCUGCGCUCACCCGACAUCACACCGCCGGCGGCCGCCAGCUCCACCGACUUCAGAACGGAGCGCUACCACAUCUCCGAGCUGUUCGAGCAGCUGUAACCCAGCACACGUCACGUGACCGCUACCACAUCUCCGAGCUGUAACCCAGCACACGUCACGUGACCGCUACCACAUCUCCGAGCUGUUCGAGCAGCUGUAACCCAGCACACGUCACGUGACCGCUACCACAUCUCCGAGCUGUUCGAGCAGCUGUAACCCAGCACACGUCACGUGACACACGCGUCGGUGGCGGCACAGGUCGCAUGACCCCGAGCUGUGGAGCUCUAACGGAGCGCAUGUCACAUGACUAAAGCUCCCUUGACGGUACGGGUCACGUGACCUCGAGCUGUUUGGUGAGCAGCUGCAGUGCGCUUGGUGGACUGGAAAGUCAUGCGACCUCGAAUUGAUCACGUGAUCUUGUGGUGAAUCUUCACCACCACCUUACUUGUUGAGCUCCAACGUGUGUUGCAGUGGGUAUCUGUCACGUGACUUACCUGACGGCUGUUUGUCAGUGCCAUGUGAUCACCGUGCUUUGACCUAUGGCGGGUCACGUGAUGGUCACGUGGGUGGCGAUGCUACAGAGGCGGUCGAAGCACGUGAUAUCAGGGAUAGCGGUGGUGCCAAGACGAGACUCGAUGACGUGUCUUCUCAGUGUCUAGUUUGAGGACAGGUCUCAGACACUGCUGACAUGAUUGCAGACAUGUGUGUUUGGUGAUGACUCGCCGAAUAGUGACAUAUUCCAUAAAAAGUCACUGAGCUGAUCACUGAACUAUGUAGGACAUAUUUAGAGAAAUCACUAAAAAUACUUGGAGAUUUGCGACAUUUAGGACGCACUAUACACAAAGUCUACAUGGUGAGAGAAAAGUGGUCGGACUGGCAAAGUAACUUAUUUUCUUUGUCGGUAUUGCAUCCUGUGGUUUGAUGAAAAUUAGUAGAGUUACGAACGAUGGUGCGUUGGCGUGUACUGACAUAUUGCGACGUUGGUUUAUGAAUUGUAAAAAAGGUAUUUGAAAUAUUGUAUUUAAGCGUAGCGGUUGUGUGCAUCCUUUCCUCUCUAUUUUUAACACGGGAUAUCGUUACACCAUUAUAUGAAAUACGCGCGCAAUGUAAAUAGGUGUAAAUACGACUAUUUAUAUCAGUUAAUUAUUUGAGUACCGUUUGUUUGCUAUCGUAUAUCUCGGCAGCUACUGGUGUCAAUGUAUUAUCGGCGGGACUGUUUGAGAGAGUUGUCAGUUUCGUUAAAUAAAUAAACCGUGGUUCAAU